UAUUUCUGUUCAAUCGUGGUUAUACCAUGUAGUGAGACUUGCAAAAUGGAUGUAAAUGAAAACACCUACGGUAUGCUUCUUUUGGUGCUUUGUUCAUUGUGCAACAAUUCAGGGAGUGGAGCUGGCACCAAACUCAAAGAAGAUGCAGGAAACAUUCACAUACACACAAACAUUCACACUCACACACUGGCAGUCCUGUCAUCGACUCAUUGUUGCUCCACGGUAACUUCACUUUUGACAACAUGGACGAAUUGUUUCAGAACAGAAGAAUCGUCAUCUUGGGACCUGCAGCUGGGAAAAGCAGCCUGGGUAACACCAUAUUUCGAGAGAAGCGUUUUAAGAUUGGACAUACUUUCAACUCUGAAACAAGACAAUGUCAAGUAGAAACCAAAUCUGUCAAUGGAAGAAGCAUCACUUUAAUCGACACUCCUGGUUUCUUUGACACAGAUAGAUCUGAGGAGGAGCUGAAGCCUGAGAUAGUGAGGUGUAUCACAGAGUGCGCUCCUGGGCCUCAUGCUUUUCUCAUUGUGCUUAAAGUGGAGAAAUUCACAGAGCACGAGCAGGCUGUCAUCACCAAAAUGUGUCAAUACUUUUCUGAAGAAAUCUUCAAAUAUGCAAUAGUUGUCUUUACUCAUGGUGACCAGCUGCCUGAAGGACAGAUAAUUGAGGAAUAUGUCCUCCAGAAUGGGUUCAUGAGUAAUCUGGUGGCGAAGUGUGGCAGCCGGUGCCAUGUCAUUGAUAAUAAAUACUGGAACCAAAACACAAAGGAUGAAUACAGGAACAACCAGUUUCAGGUGGAGGAGCUACUCAAGUCCAUAGACAAGAUAAUUGAGGCAAACAAAGGACAUUGCUACACCAAUGACAGGCAGGCCAAGGUCAGCAUAUUAAAGAAGCUUUUGAGCAGACUGGCAUAUAUUGCAACAGUUGCACUGUCAAGCACAUAUUCAAUAAUAUAUGCUGCAGUGGGUUUGCUGAUACGAAAAGUUACACGACAUAAUGCAAUUCAGGGAACAGACACACCACAGGAAGCAUCAAAGAGGGCAGCAGAGGCUGAAAAGAAUAAAUCAGAUCUGGGACAGAUUGGGCUUGAUGAUUAGGUUUUUGUCUGACAAUCACUACCAAAGUUAAAAAAGAGUUCAAGGUCCAGUGUGUAACAUUUGGGAGGAUCUAUUGGCCUAGGAACAUUCAUAGGAACAGAAUGAGACGUUUUUUAUCUACAGAUGCUGUUGUUGUUGCAUAUCUCUACAGUAGCCCAAAAUGGACAAACAAAACACUGGCUGUACAUACAGACUUUCAUGUUGUUCGCCAGUUUCACAGCUACUGUAGUUUCUCCUACACGCCCAUUCUCAUUCCCAGGUUGUCAAAUUCAGACCCAAGUGGUGUUCAGUUAGUUGCAAUUUGCAACUUCACCACUAGGCACCACUACAUCCUACACACUGGUCCCUUAAAACCUAUAAUAAGCUGAGACUCUUGAAGAAGAGGAAGGAAGUUAUCUUUAAAACGCCAUAUGUCCCUGUAGAUCAAACAAAAAUCUUGUUAUAAAUAAUCAUUAACCAUUGAGAUUUUUAUGUUUAUUCAUAUAUACAUAUAUAAUAGGUUGUACUGCUUGUCAGAGCUUUAAACUUAGUCACUUAUUCCUGUAUCACACACUAACCACAGUGUCAGUUUGAUUUGUUGCCCAAUGUAACCACAAACCACAAGGAUAACAGUAACAGUAUCCAAAGAUAAGAUUUUAAAGACUGAAAUCAAACCAGUGUACACUGCUUGCUGUAUCUCUGCUCUUAAAACAUUGAUCACUGUUCUCUGUUGCAAAAGUUAACCAGAAAAUAUCACUUAAUGUAUACAAACAUUGUAUCUACAAUAUAUUGAUGCUGGAAAUGUUCAACAUCUUUGUGUAAGACAGGCUUCUGGUGCUCCUGCACUAAAUCCAUAUCAUUAAAAAUGAACCAUUAAUAAA
This is a messenger RNA of Dicentrarchus labrax (European seabass), 1957 nucleotides long. RefSeq names its product GTPase IMAP family member 7-like. The record is from RefSeq and is a predicted model, not a curated record. NCBI's taxonomy places the organism in Eukaryota, Metazoa, Chordata, Actinopteri, Moronidae. The coding region runs from base 243 to 1097 and encodes 284 amino acids. The transcript has 2 exons. Gene Ontology annotation, molecular function: GTP binding.